Messenger RNA from [Candida] anglica, 3171 nucleotides. The record is from the annotation of a GenBank genome assembly. Lineage: Eukaryota; Fungi; Ascomycota; Pichiomycetes; Serinales; Debaryomycetaceae.
AUGUCCAACUUUGUCAAGAAACAAUCCUUUGACGUGGAUUACGCGCCCACCCACAUCACAUCGUGGACAUCUUCGCGGACUGGCCUUCGGUUAACAUACAUUGACCAGGCGUCCCCUGUGGUCAACGGUUACUUUGCUGUGGCCACCGAAUGUCCAGAUGACUCUGGUGCCCCACAUACUUUGGAGCAUUUGGUGUUUAUGGGAAGUGAACGUUACCCGUAUAAGGGUUUGUUGGAUACCUUGGGGAACCGAUUCUUUCUGAUGACCAACGCUUGGACAGCCGUUGAUCAGACUGUUUAUACCUUGACCACUGCUGGUUGGGAGGGGUUCAAGACCUUGUUACCGAUCUAUUUGGACCACUUGUUCCACCCCACGUUGACCGACGAGGCUUGUUUGACCGAGGUGUACCACAUCGAUGGGAAGGGGAAGGAAAGAGGUGUGGUGUUCAGUGAAAUGCAAGGUAUAGAGACCCAGUCAUGGUUCAUAUCGUUGUUGAACUUGCAGCGCACGUUGUACCGCAAGGAGAGUGGAUACAGCUCAGAAACCGGUGGGUUGAUGAGCGAGUUACGUAAGUUGACCAAUGACCAAAUUAGACAAUUCCACAAGGAUAUGUACCGUCCUGAUAACUGUUGUGUUGUCAUCACCGGGUCUGUAGACGAAACCGAACUCUUACAAGUGAUGGACGAGUUUGACCUGAUUUUGCCCGCUAGAGAACCAGGUGUCAUCUCCAAAAGACCAUUUGUAGACUCUCCUAGAGAUUACCCACCAAAGGAAAACAUUGUCAAGACUGUCGAGUUCCCAGAAACUGACGAGUCUAUGGGUGAAGUGUUUAUUUCAUGGAUUGGACCGGAAGCCAAGGACGACGUGGCCAACGUUGCAGUUGAUCUUAUUGGAUCAUACUUUACAGACUCAGCCAUUUCCCUUUUCAACAAGACUCUCGUGGAAGUGGAAAACCCUAUGGCCACCGACGUUGACUAUUCUACCGACGAUUACGUGUACACUGGUAUCAACUUCUCAUUGAAUGGGGUGCCCACCGAGCAGUUGCAACAGGUUGACGUAGUUUUGAAGGAUCUCAUCCAAUCGCAAACCAAGCCAGAAAACAUCGACUUGAAGUACCUUCAACAGGUGAUUCGUCAACAGAGACUCAAGUAUGUCUCCACUGCCGAAAAGUCGCCUCUGACCUUUUCUAACGUUGCCAUCAGUGACUUCAUAUAUGGGGACGAUACCACUUUGAAGGCUUGGACCCAGAACUUGGAUACCUACGACGAGUUAUUGGAGUGGGACACAGUCAAAUGGGCACAAGUUAUAGACAAAUGGUUUGCCAGUAACCCAUCUGUCACCAUUUUAGGUAAACCUUCGCCAGCACUCCACGAGUCGUUGAAACGUCAAAAUAAAAAAAUUCUGAAGGAUAUCAAGGCCAAAUACGGUAAAGAUGGCCUUGCAGAAUUGGAUGAAAAGCUUAAUUUGGCCAAGGAACAUAACGAUAAGCCAAUUCCAGAAGACCUUUUGACCCAGUUUGGUAAGCCAGACCCUUCGAAGAUCAACUUUAUUGAAACAGAAUCAUACAGUGGAGGUAGUAACCAAUUGGCUGGCUAUGUUCAAGAGGAUGAGUUUAGUAAGUUACUCUCAAAGAACGCAGAUUUCCCAAUGUUUUUCCAUUUUGAACACUUCAAGUCUCAAUUCUCCACCAUCAACAUUGUCAUGUCCUCUGGUAAGGUGUCACCUCCUCUUUUGAGAUACCUUUCCGUUUUGGAGGAAAUUUUUUCAUUACCUUUAGCACUUCCGGACGGAACUUACAUUCCAUAUGAGGACGUUAUCUCUCAAAUCAAUGAAGACUUGAUUGAAUUCCAUUUGGAUAAUGGAUACCAGGGUCAAUUUCUUGAACUCAUUGACAUCAAACUUAAGUUUGAAUCCACAAAGUACACCAAUGCCAUUGAUUGGUUGCUCAAGGUGAUGCAAUAUAGUGUCUUUGACGAAAAGAGAGUGAAAAUUAUUAUCGAGAAGAUCAUCAACUCUAUCCCUGAUAAGAAACGUAACGAGGAAUUAAUGAUGUACUCUGCUCAAUACAGAACAUUAUACUCGGAAAAGUCUGUUCGUAGAGCACAAGAUAGUCUCAAUACUGAACAAUUCUACAAGGAUUGUUUAGAACAGAUCAACCAGGGUAACUUCAAGAAAAUUCAAGACGACUUGAACUUGUUGAAGCUGCAAUUGUUUGACUUGAGCAACUUCAAGGUAUUUGUUGUUGGUGAAUGUAAGAAUUUGGAAGGUCCUAUCACUUCAUGGAAACCAUUUGUGGAAAGUUUUGCCAAGGGUAAAUAUACACCACAACCAUUUGAAGAAUUACCCCGUUCAUUUGAAUACAGAUCAGAAAUCGGGGUAAAAUGUUCCAAAUAUGCCCAUUUGGUCACCACACCUGCCACUGACACCACUCAUUUAAUUGCAUCAACAAAAAUUGGUAAUGAUUAUUUGGAUGAAGACAUUACUAAAAUUGCACUUGCAUCGGAAUUCUUAACUGCCGUUGAAGGUCCAUUCUGGAGAGGUAUCAGAGGUACUGGUUUAUCCUAUGGAGCUAACAUCCAACGUAACUUGGAAACUGGAUACCUUAACUUUUCCAUUUACCGUGGAUCUGAUGGUCAAGAGUCUUGGAAAGUUGCCAAAAAGAUCGUGGAAGAUUAUUGUGAUGGAACUCUCAAGUUUGAUAAGAUAAGUAUGGAGAACUCCAUUGCUGCCAUUGUCAACGAGCUUGCAAACAGUGAGUCCAACUCAUUUGAUGCAGCCAACAAUAAGAUUGUUGACAAUCUCUUCAAGCACCGUGGACCAGCUUACGCAAAGUCAUUUUUGAAGAAACUUGAUAAGAUCACAGAAGAGGACCUUGUGUAUAUUGUAAACAAAUACUUCAAGCCUUUAUUCUCUGCCGAGACCUCGGUCAUCUUCAGUUGUAUCCCACCUGCCAAGGUUUCUGCAUUCAAGGAAUUCUUAACAGAACAAGGUUAUUCUGUCACUGUGGAGGAAAUAAAUGCCGAGAUUGGCGAUGAUGACGAGGAAACUGGUAGUGAGGGUGAAUAUACAAGUGAUGAAGAAAGCGGUAGUGAAGAUGACAGUGAGGAAAGUGGUAGUGAAGAUGACAGUGAGGAAACUGGAAGUGAAGACGAAAGUGAGGAUGAAGAUUAA